Microcebus murinus (gray mouse lemur) is the source of this 1187-nucleotide messenger RNA. RefSeq names its product interleukin 11 (gene IL11). Gene Ontology annotation, molecular function: growth factor activity; cytokine activity. Lineage: Eukaryota; Metazoa; Chordata; Mammalia; Primates; Cheirogaleidae. The record is from RefSeq and is a predicted model, not a curated record. Gene Ontology annotation, cellular component: cytoplasm. Gene Ontology annotation, biological process: positive regulation of MAPK cascade; positive regulation of cell population proliferation.
CUCACUGCCGCGGCCCUGCUGCUCACCGCACAUGCCUCCCCUCCCCAGGCCGCGGCCCAGCUGACCCCCCGGGCUCCCCCUGGCAGCGGACAGGGAAGGGUUAAAGGCCCCCGGCUCCCUGCCCUCUGCCCUGGGGAACCCCUGGCCCUGUGGGGACAUGAACUGUGUUUGCCGCCUGGUCCUGGUCGUACUGAGCCUGUGGCCAGAUAGAGCUGUUGCCCCUGGGCCACCUCCUGGCCCUCCUCGAGCUUCCCCAGACCCUCGGGCCGAGCUGGACAGCACCGUCCUCCUGACCCGCUCCCUCCUGGCGGACACCCGGCAGCUGGCCGCACAGCUGAGGGACAAAUUCCCAGCUGAAGGGGAUCACAACCUGGAUUCCCUGCCCACCCUGGCCAUGAGUGCAGGCGCGCUGGGAGCGCUGCAGCUCCCUGGUGUGCUGACUAGACUGCGAGCUGACCUGCUCUCCUACCUGCGGCACGUGCAGUGGCUGCGCCGAGCAGGUGGCCCUUCCCUGAAGGCCUUGGAGCCCGAGCUGGGCGCCCUGCAGGCCCGGCUGGACCGGCUACUGCGACGGCUGCAGCUCCUGAUGUCCCGCCUGGCCCUGCCCCAGGUGCCCCCAGACCCACCGGCGCCCCCUUUGGCCCCACCUGCCUCAGCCUGGGGAGGUGUCAGGGCGGCCCACGCCAUCCUGGGGGGACUGCACCUGACGCUGGACUGGGCCGUGAGGGGGCUGCUGCUGCUGAAGACUCGGCUGUGACCCCAGAUCCAAAGCCACCAUCGUCCUUCAAAGCCAGAUCUUAUUUAUUUAUUUAUUUCGGGGCUGGGGGCACAGCAGCCAGGUGCUACCCCCAUCUUCUCCCCCUAGUCAGAUACAGUCCUUCCGUGAGACCUGGGGGGGCAUCUGUGCUCUAUUUAUACUUAUUUAUUUAAGCAGUGGGGUGUGGGAGGCAGGGGGACUCCCGGGUCCCUGAGGAGGAGGCAGCUGGGACCCUGGGUGCUUGACUCCAGAAGUCUGUCCGCUGUGCCUUCCUGGCUCCCACCCUCUGGGCCCGGGCAGGAACGUAUAUAUUAUUUAUUAAACAGUUACUUUUUGUGUUGGGAUAGGGAGGGAGGGAAGAGGGAAGCCUGGGUUUUUGUACAAAAAUGUGAGACAGAGAACGAGGAAUUAAAUUUGUCACACAGAUCCA